AUGUCCGACAGUCGCCAUGUGCAGCAGUGGCUGGUUGCUUACAUGGAGAACUACCAGAAGCCACCCGAGCAUGCCCAGCAGUUGUGUGCCUUUGCUCGACAUCGAGGUGCCCACCUCAUGUACAGAGUCGUGCGGGAUGCAAUGCGGGAUGCAACGUCUGAAAGUGCUCAAAGUAUGAAUGCUCGGAAUGAUAGCAGAGAGUUUGAUGGUGAUCCCGGGGGCCAGGGCCACGGUGAUGCGGCAACGAAAGGAGAUCGAGCAUCUUCGCCGGAUGCCGAUUGGAAGUCCGGGCUUCAUCCAAUUCCCGUGCUUCGCCGCCUCAGAAGCGAAAUCAAGGGCACAAACAGCGACAGAAGCAUCCGGAUGACCCUCAGGAGGGCUUCAUCUGUGCCAAGAUCGUACAGAGGAGAUUCCAGCGAGGGGCGUACCGCGGAAUGCCAGCCUCUUGUCGAGCCGCGUCUCAGUACCCACAUCUUGACCCAGACAUAUCAAGCGGUAGCGAAGCAGCUUCUUGCUCACGAAGCAGCAGUACGUGCAAGUGAGAGCAUAGAGAGAUUCGGCAAGAAUCUGAACCAUUCGCAUCCAGACCUAAUGGCACAGUCAACCACCUGCAUGAUCUGUUUCGAGAACACGGAAUGUGUUCGAAGUGCUGCCCAACUCUGCGUUGAUAGAGGCUGUGAGGGAUGGUUCUGCACCUGCUGCCUCGCGCAAUAUUUUGAGAACAUCAUUCAGGAGACUCCCUUUGCCGUACCGACCCUGCGCUGUCCGGGUUGUAAGGGUUUCGUGCCGCCCUCCUGCUGGCGGAAGUACGUCAAGGCGGAGACGCUGUUGAAGUGGCAGGGGAAUGCUGAAAAUUUGUUGUCCUUGCGGUGCGGAGCUUGUGACGAGCCAGGAUCUUUGCUGUUUCCUGGAACGCCAAGUGACUCCCGGGAAUGCCUGGCCAGGGAGGCCUUCGGCAGCCAAGCCCAAGACCCGACCGAAGCAGCGGAACUGGAGCAGAGCUGGUGUCAGUAUGAACGAGGAGAGAUGAGCGCAGGCAGUCUCCUUGACGUGCUGCUCACUACGUGGCAUCCCGGGUACCACGACCAGAUUGAUCAGAAUGAUGGGAAGGCGCCCGACAAGUUUUGGGACCGGUUCCAGGCUGCUGCAAACCUCAUCGAGGAUGCUGGACUCCGAGCAGUUUUGCAGCUAUCCGUGCUGAGGAGAUUUCCGAAGACAGCAACACUCUGCUGCAAUGAGCCGCACUGCUUCAAGUGCAAAGUAACGACCCACCAUGAAGGCACGAGCUGCGAGGAAAUGCAAGAGCAGCAGUCCGAGAUGGAAGAUGGAGUGCAGUUCUGUCCAAGCUGCGGUGUUGCGACCAUGAAGAGCGAAGGCUGCAAUCACAUGAUAUGUCUGUGUGGUGAGGACUGGACCUGGGAUGGACCCGAAGACUAA
This is a messenger RNA of Symbiodinium sp. CCMP2592, 1437 nucleotides long. Lineage: Eukaryota; Dinophyceae; Suessiales; Symbiodiniaceae. The record is from the annotation of a GenBank genome assembly.